AUGGCAACCUCAGCUCCCGCGUCCGGAAGGGGUGUCGAAGUGAAGCAAGUGACAAUCUCGCCAGCAAGCUCAAACCCCAACCUGGAGUUUACAUGCAAUUUCGAGCAGGUUUUCGAGCCCUCAUCAUCGCUGCGCGGCGCUUUCGAGCACCACGCCGCGUACAAAGCGAUUUUCAGAACGGAGGAGGGCAGGGGGUUUACAAGGGGCGUGGUGUAA
Ectocarpus sp. CCAP 1310/34 is the source of this 216-nucleotide messenger RNA. NCBI's taxonomy places the organism in Eukaryota, Phaeophyceae, Ectocarpales, Ectocarpaceae. The record is from the annotation of a GenBank genome assembly.